This is a messenger RNA of Nicotiana attenuata, 1153 nucleotides long. Its product is annotated as hyoscyamine 6-dioxygenase-like. The coding region runs from base 58 to 1080 and encodes 340 amino acids. The transcript has 5 exons. The record is from RefSeq and is a predicted model, not a curated record. NCBI's taxonomy places the organism in Eukaryota, Viridiplantae, Streptophyta, Magnoliopsida, Solanales, Solanaceae.
AAAAAAAGUAACAUCUGAAGUUUAUUUUCCCAGAUUCAUUCACAAGAAAAGGAGAAAAUGGCGGACCUAGUCUCUAGCUGGUCUAAUGAAGGCGAAACACUUCCUCCAAGUUAUGUCUUACCAAUGCAUGAAAGGCCAGUUGAUCCAGUUCCAAUUGUUAAGGAAAUUCCAGUCAUUGAUUUGGGAAAAGCUAAGGGCGAAGAACGAGCUGUUGUCGUUCAACAACUUCUGAAAGCUUGUGAAGAAUAUGGUUUUUUCCAGGUAAUCAAUCAUGGAAUACCAGAAAAUCAAAUGGACGAGGCAUUGAAAGUGUACCAGGAAUUCUUCAGUUUGCCAGUAGAAGAGAAAGCGAAUUACGCAAAAGAGGCAGCAAAUGCCGCAAGCGGUGCAGCAACACUAUAUAGUAGUAGUGCUAGGCAUUAUGAAACAGAAGAGCAUAAAUACUGGAGGGAUGUUCUCGAGCACACCUGCAACAUUGACGGGGAAGAUAAAAGCAUUUGGCCUGAUAAACCUCUGAGAUAUAGGGAGGUUAUUGGUUCAUAUUCUGCUGAAGUGAGAAAGCUGAGCAAGAUAAUCUUGGGUUUGGUAAGUGAAGGAUUAGGGUUGGAGGCAGGGUAUUUUGACAAAGAUCUUGGGCAGAGAAUGCUUGCCAUUCUUUACCCAGAAUGCCCAGAUCCAAGUUUAACAUUGGGAGUUGGUGGACAUUGUGAUCCUAAUCUCAUAACAAUAAUCCAACAAGACGCAUAUGGCCUUCAAAUAUUAAAGGAUGGGAAAUGGAUUGGCAUAGAACCUCUACCUCGUGCACUUGUUGUCAAUUCUGGUUUAGCUCUGACGGUGAUUAGCAAUGGGAAGCUAGGAAGUGUAGCACAUAGAGUGGUGACUAACACAACUCGAGCACGGACAUCUAUUUGUACUUUCAUUUGUCCAGAAGAUGUCGUUGAGCCUGCAAAAUCACUUGUUAGCCCGUCCAGUCUCCCAUUGUACAAAUCCUUCAAAUGGCGUACUGAAUUUAUGCCCCAUUAUCUCAGCAAGAAAUCAGUGUAUUACGCAGCGUUGGAGCCUUUUAAGAUCGAUGCUUAAGCAUUGUCUGUGUGACGGAUCAGUGUUGCUGCUGCCACUUUUUUCUGUUUUCCCAAAUAAGAAUGGAUAUUAG